Molecule: messenger RNA, 717 nt
Organism: Musa acuminata subsp. malaccensis (wild Malaysian banana)
Lineage: Eukaryota; Viridiplantae; Streptophyta; Magnoliopsida; Zingiberales; Musaceae
Product: RING-box protein 1a
Biological process (GO): ubiquitin-dependent protein catabolic process; protein ubiquitination
Cellular component (GO): cullin-RING ubiquitin ligase complex; nucleus
Molecular function (GO): zinc ion binding; cullin family protein binding; ubiquitin protein ligase activity
Source: RefSeq, a predicted model, not a curated record
GGACCGACCAGGGUAACGGCGGCUGAUCGAACCCGAGAUCUUGUCCAUCCGUUGUUGGCCGUAUAAACAAUAGGAGGAGAGGUUACGCCGAUCGCCGUCGCCCCUACUCUUCGCCGGCUCCUAACGCUCCUCUUCUCUUCGAUCCAUGGCUUCCCUCGACACGGAUAUCAAUGUGGUUCCGGCCGGCGAGGGGUCUAGCAGCGCUGCUGGGCCGUCAGCGACGGCGUCCUCCUCCUCGAAGAAGCCGAAGAGGUUCGAGAUCAAGAAGUGGAAUGCUGUCGCCCUUUGGGCCUGGGAUAUCGUGGUGGAUAACUGUGCUAUUUGUAGGAACCACAUCAUGGACCUCUGCAUCGAAUGCCAGGCUAACCAGGCUAGUGCGACUAGUGAAGAGUGCACGGUGGCUUGGGGUGUCUGUAAUCAUGCCUUCCAUUUCCAUUGUAUCAGUCGCUGGCUCAAGACUCGUCAAGUUUGUCCUUUGGAUAACAGCGAGUGGGAGUUUCAGAAGUAUGGUCAUUAGAACAGAUGACAGCCUCUGCAGAUGGUUCCUCCAUCAUCUUCGAUCCUGCUUUAGUAACCAUCUUGAAGGAAAUCUCUAUCUGCUAUGUUGCAUUUAUGUGGAUUAUUUUUCUAUGUUUGUUACUGUGGUCAAGUUUGCACUUGGGAUUAACUCGUGCUCAUUGAAAAAUUACUAUAUCAGCUGAACUCAUUGCCCAUUGA